This is a messenger RNA of Ostrinia nubilalis (European corn borer), 1399 nucleotides long. It is a transcript of the gene GSTe6, whose product is annotated as glutathione S-transferase 1-like. The transcript is spliced from 7 exons. Bases 257 to 943 code for a protein of 228 amino acids. Lineage: Eukaryota; Metazoa; Arthropoda; Insecta; Lepidoptera; Crambidae. Gene Ontology annotation, biological process: glutathione metabolic process. The record is from RefSeq and is a predicted model, not a curated record. Gene Ontology annotation, molecular function: glutathione transferase activity.
UCUUAGGUCAAAGUACUCUACAAUCUAGCUAGUAGAAUAAUAACAGUGAAAUCUUUCGUAAAUUAAUUCUAUUUACGUACACUUGUUAAAAAUUACAGUUUAUUCACCUGCAUGAGCCAGUUUGUUACAAUUCAUUGAAACCACAUAGGAAUUCAAGAUUGACCUAAUAGGAAUCGAUCCCGGGACUCCUAGAGUCACGGUGCCAUCACGCAACACGCAACCAACUUAGUAGUAUAAAGAACAGACACAACUCACAAUGAAGACCAUAUUGUACAAGACUGAUCAGAGCCCUCCAGCCAGAGCUGUGAAGAUGCUCGUUCAUAUCUUGGGACUAGAUAUAGAGCAAAGGGACCUCAACCCAAUCUUGAGAGAGCAAGAUACGCCGGAGUUGAGAAAGAAAAAUCCUAUGCGGACUGUACCAUUCAUAGAUGAAGGAGAUUUCGCUCUGAGUGACAGCCAUGCAAUCGUAAUUUAUUUGCUGGACAAAUAUGGCGGGCCGGAGCACGAAUAUCUCUAUCCUAAAGAUAGAAGAAAACGGGCGACUGUCCAUCAGAGGCUAUUUUUCAACUGUGGCGUUUUGUUUCAACGGCUUAGAACUGUGAUGGUGCCAACAUACAUGGGCCAAAUGUCAGAGAUGCCCAAAGAAGCGGUGUGGGGAAUCAAGAACGCCUACUCCACCACGGAAGAGUAUCUCUCCCAGACUACCUACCUUGCCGAUGACGUCAUGACAGUAGCUGACAUCUGCGCAUUCUCUACGCUAUCUUCGCUGGAUGGGCUGGUGCCGGUUGAUGGGAAGAAGUACGCGAAACUGAAGCAAUGGCUAAAAAUAAUGUAUGCUAAAGACUUCAGCAAAAUUGCGAACGAACCAGGGUGUAACGACUACGUGGCCUACCUUAAAAUACUAAUGGAUCACAACAGACAGAACCAAAAAUCAAAGCUAUAGGAUUGUCGUAAAAUUAUUUAAUAUCGAAUUAACUUUAAUGUACACGGCAAUAUAUUACAAGGACUACCAAAGUAUUCAAAACGGUGACAGAUAUAUUUUUAUACUACUAGCAUACUAUGUACUCGGUAAAUGAAUAAACAUGCGCCGGGUUAGAGGGAAAACCUAUCAAUUUUCUGUAUUUUAUUUUAAAAUAUACCAUUCAACUCUGCAUUUGAUUUCAUAUCUAAAGUCCGGUCGCCGAGCAGAUAGAAUUUCGUCCAAUGACCAUAAGCUAAUAACGAUGGGUAGCUUGGGGUCAUUGGACGAAAUUCUAUGUGCUCGGCGACCGAACUAUAGUGAUAGUAAAAUCAACAGAUUUGUUUGGCCUAAAUAAUCGAUUUUGCCUCUAACCCGGCGCGAUACUGUAAAUAUUACACGACGAUAUUGAGGAGAUUAAAAGACGGCAAAUAAGAAUCA